AUGAAGCUCUUCAAAACCUUGGGCCUGUUGGCCUCCGCUGGGCAGUACUGGCUUGCGUCAGGACUGCCUCAAUUCCCCGACAACCCCAUGUGCACAGCUGGCAUCACUUCCGUCGAAGUCCAGCCCGUACAGUUCAUCGUGCGCCGCCCGAUCUACAUCAGCGCGUUCCUACCGGCCAACACAGUCUUGAUCCUCGACGACGGACUUACACUGACAGUCACCAACGCGCCGUUGACGCUCAUCACCGAAAUCGACAAGCUGGGCACUCUGACCUCCGAAGUGACCAGAAUCAUUGAGGGAAUCUCAUCUCUCCCCAACGCAUACGUCACGAUCACAAGAGGUGGCCAGUCGGGAACAGAGGCAAGCACCAUCACCGUGCUUCCCUCUGGCCCGGAUGGCGUUGGCACUUACCUCGUCUUCACCCCCUUUGCGCUCACCGACGCGACAACCGGAGCUGGUAUUCUGCCAACACCCACGGUCGGAAGCCCUGCGGCAACAAUCGUCGGCUCUCCCGAGGAUGCCAGUCGUCUUCUGACCGAAGCUCUGAACAGCUUGGGUAACUCUGUCCCGCCGGUAACAAACGACCCCGGCGCGACCCCGGCCAGCCCGGCUUCAGUCCCAGUGACGCUUCUGCCCACUGGAGGUGCUUUGCCUGCUGCGUUCUACACCACCGUCAACGUUGGUGGUGCCGAUGGGGUGCCUCGGAACCUGACUGUUACCUCUGGAACCGAGGGCACAGUCUUCGCGCAGACCUUUGACAGAUUCUCGGUCACCGUGACUGGUCCCGACAAUGUCAUUACCGUUCUCGGAAACGCUGGAGUCUCGCCUUCAGCCAUCACCCUGGCCGGAAGCCGAGCUGCGGCGGCGGUCUCUGGAGCCAGCGGUGAUGUCUUGCAGAUCAUCCAGACCCCUGGAGGCGAGGCAAACUUCCUGGAGCGACUUCUCACGACCACAGUAGGUGCUCAAGGGAUCGAGGGAACCAGCACGUUCACAAUUGUUCCUACUGGAACCGGAAGCGUUGGUGCCGUGGUUGUUCAGACUCCUCUCGCAGGUUCCGCAGGCAUUUUUGCCGGACCGCUCAGGACCAUUACGGCCGGUGGAAACACCGGUUCUAAUGCAGUGACAUUUACGGUUCCUCCUCAAGGAACCGACCAAACUGGCACUGUUGUCGUUCAGCCAGCGCAGAUUGCCUUCACUGGCCCCUUCACGACCAUCACCUCAGGAGGCGUCUCCGGAUCCGUGCCUCUUUCUCUGACCAUUUUGCCUUCGACGAGCCCCUCGCUGGGUACCGUCAUUGUGCAGACUCCUCUGGCUGCGAGCCCCGUCAACUUCAUCACAAGAAACGCGCUCGCCAUUGCUGGUCUCGGAGCCACCAUCACUCUGCCAUUGGGCGGUUCUUCUGCCACUGGCCCUGCAACAGUCAUCAUCGCAGCAGGUUUGGGAGGUGAUGAUCCGGCCACGACCGCGCCGGCUGCUCUGGCUGCAUCCAUUGUCACGAUUCGCGGUGCCUUCAACGGCACUACGCCCCAGACCUUGACCUUGGCCCCGGCUGGUGAUAACUCGCUUGCGACUGUUGUUGAGCAGUUGCCCGUUGGCUUCUCUACAAACAACCAGGCGAACCCUACAGCCCCGGCUGCCCCGGCUGCGACCGGUGUCAACACCGCCGGUCAACCCAACGCCCCUGUGCCAACAGCAGGACCUUCAGUCAACCCAAUUCCCAACCAGGUUCUUCCUGCUGCUAUUACCAGCGGAUACAGCGGCUCUGUGCCUACUACAGUCACAUUGCCGCCUUCCGGAGCUCAGACGGCCAGCCAAAUCGUGGUUCUCACCCCCUUUUCCAACGACUUGGUUGCCACCAACAUUCUUCAGCAGCCGACAACCAUUACUCAAGGAGCAUCGGUUACUGUCGCGACGACCGUCACUCUGCAGCCGGGUACCAUUCAGCCAGGAGCAGCAGUUCCCACUGCUCCUACUGUUCUUGUGCUGACGCCGCUGCCAUCUGGUGCAGCAGCAGCAACUCCUGUAGUCAAUCCGGCUCAGUUGACCACGGUUUCCGGAGUGAUCAACGGUAACAGCCCCCUGACUGUUACCAUUCCUCCAGCGAACUCCGUUGAUCCUGGCACUGUCGUUGUCCUUCAACCUGCUCAAACGGCCGGUGUCGCCCCCGGUGUUACUCCUGGUGUUGUUCCCGGCGUCACUCCCGGCGUCGUUCCUGGUGUUACUCCCGGAGUCGUUCCCGGUGUGACUCCUGGUGUCGCUCCCGAUGUUACUCCUGGUGGUGCUGCGACUCCCGGAGGUGUAGCAACUCCCGGAGCAGGCCAAGACACUGUUCUUGCUGAACCUUUCCUACCGGGGGCGUUCACGACCAUCCAGUCCGGAUUCAGCGGCGCAACUCCCACCACCUUCACCGUCCCCCCUGUUGCCCCAAACAGCAUUGGUACAGUUGUCGUCUUGACCCCUACUAACGCAGCCGGUGCCGGUCCCUCACUGCCCGCCGGUGUACCUUUCGUGACGGUCACGAGCCCCUUCGCAGGAGAGACUCCUCAGACCAAUGUAUUGCUCCCAUCUGGUACUAACCCCACAGGAACUGUUCUCGUUGAAGUCCCAGCUGCCCAGUUUACGCCACCCGCUUCAGGUAUCAGCCUGCCCGCCGGUGUGCCAUUCGUGACUGUGACAACUCCCUUUGCCGGAGAGACUCCCGAGACCAACAUCUUGCUUCCCACUGGCACUGGCAGCGUUGGAACUGUUUUGGUUCAGGUGCCGUCUGCCCAGUUCACGCCAGCUGCGCAAGUAACGGCUCCCACCGCAGGCGUUGUCCCGACGCCGGGUGGCCCUCUGCUCCCUGGCAUCACCAUCGGAGGUCAGACCAUCGUCAUCCCCGGAAUCACCAUUGGCGGCCCCAUUGCUCUGCCUACUGGUCUUAACUUGGGAUCUUUCCUCACCCUGACUCAGGCCGGGUCAGACCCAAACACCGUAGUCUUCCUUCCCACGGGUACCAACCCGGGUCUUGUUGUCAUUCAGACACCGACUGUCGCGCCGACUGCUGUUCCUGGCGUUGGUGUCUUCACGACCCUCUUCCAGGGGUACACCGGCUCAACGCCCACCACCACGACUCUGCCGCCGACGGGAACCAACACCCUCGGCGUCGUCUUGGUUCAGACUCCUCUGGUGAACGUCCUCGACACCACGACCGUUGGUUUCACUGGUACAGCACCCAGCACCAUCACCGUGCAGCCCUCUUUGGGUGGCUCUGGUAUCGUGGUUGUUGAAACUCCUUUCGUCAAUCCCUUACAAUCCACCCCGGCUGUCCCAGCUCAGAUCUUCACGAGCAUCACCCAGGGCUUUACCGGAUCUGUCCCGACUACAAUUACGCUCCAGCCUACUGGAACCAACACAGUUGGUACCGUGGUUGUUCAGACCCCCAUCUUCCCUGGAGGUGGAGUUCAAGUCACCACGCCAGCAGACCCGGCCGCGUCGGACCCGGGUGAUCCUCUGAUUGACAUCAUCGCCACCUCAACUGUCGGUAUUCCCGGCUUGCUGUCGCCGACGACGACUACGAUCUUGCCGAGCGGAACCAAUCCCGGCUCUGUCAUCGUUCAGACUCCAGUGUCACUUACCGGCUCUCCAGGACCCAACCAGCCUCAGUCCUUCGUCACCCUCGCGACGGGUUACACUGGAACUGUCCCUCUGACGACCACCAUUCUGCCCGCAGGCACCAACUCGGUUGGAACUGUUCUUAUCCAGACACCUACUCAAGGCGGAGGAGGAGGCGGUGGCGGCGGCGCAGGUGGUGUCCCAACUGUUGGUGUUACUCCUGACCCUGCUCUUACUCAAGCUCUCACGACCAUCACGGCUGGAUUCUCUGGUUCCGUGCCGACCACCAUCACAUUCUCCGCCACUGGUGCUCAGACUGCUGGUAUUGUUGUCGUCCAGACUCCUACCACUGGUCCUUUCGCAUCUCCCUCCGUUCAACCGGCCGAGUUUGUCACGUUCUUCACUGGAUAUACUGGAUCCGUGACUGCCAUCUCUACGAUCUUGCCUACUGGCACUGCUUCUGUUGGCACCAUCUUGAUCCAGACUCCUACUGCUGGUGCUGUUGCAACCUCGCCUCCGGUUGUUCCCACUGGUUUUGUUCUCACUACCGCUGGCUACACCGGCUUGGUUCCCACGACUAUCACGAUCCAGCCGUCGGGCACCAACCCCGGCACCGUCUUGGUCCAAACACCUACGGUCGACCCCGCGACUUUGGUUCCGACUGGAUUUGUUCUCACCACUGCUGGAUACACUGGUUCAGUUCCGACUACUGUCACUAUUCAGCCCUCUGGUACAAACCCAGGAACCGUCUUGGUCCAGACACCUACCGUCGAACCCACGACGCUCGUUCCGACUGGAUUCAUCCUUACUACAACCGGAUAUACCGGUUUGGUUCCGACCACCAUCACCAUCCAGCCCUCUGGCACAAACCCAGGCUCUGUCAUUGUCCAGACCCCGACUGUUCUGCCAGCCUCGGUUCCCUCAGGAUUCGUCCUCACAACGACUGGUUACACUGGUCUUGUGCCGACAACGGUGACCGUCGAGCCCUCAGGAACCAACCCAGGCUCUGUUAUUGUCCAGACCCCAACUAUCAUCGUCGACCCUGCUCAAGUCCCAACCGGCUUCGUGGUCGCAACGACCGGCUAUACUGGAUCUGUCCCAACCACCGUCACUAUUCAGCCGUCGGGAACCAACCCCGGCACUAUUCUCAUCCAGACACCUGCAGGCGAGCCUCAGAUCAUCCCAAGUGGAUUUGUCGUAGCCACCACUGGGUAUACCGGCUCUGUACCGACAACGGUUACCAUCCUCCCGACUGGCACUCAGUCUAUUGGAACCGUCCUGAUCCAGACUCCAACUGCUGUUGCCAGUCAGACCGGAGGCAGCGGUGCCGGUGGCGGUCCCAUCGAGCCCGUCUUUUUGAGCAGCGGCUACGCUGGAUCUGUCACGUCAACUCUGACCUUGACUCCUUCAAACGUCGGAGACCCGACAACAUUGGUCGUACUCACACCUAGCGACGCUGCUGGUGUCACGCCAUCUCCUACAGUCACCGUGGAGCCAAUUGUCUUCAUUACUUUAACCAUCGGAUACCCUGGUCCUACAAUUGCCACCUUGACCUUGUUCCCUAGCAGCGGCAACCCGAUCGGAACUGUCCUCAUCCAGACUCCCUUACCGUCUGGACAGAGCAACACCAUCACUGCCACUGGCUUCACCACGCAAACUCUCCCCUUCACGGGAUCAGUGCCGACCACCAUCACUAUCCCCCCGGCUGCCACGGACCCCAAUGGCAUCGCGACGGUCAUUGUGCAGGACCCGAUUGCUUCGUACGUCACUGUUUCAAGCGGGUACUUCGGUUCCGGUAUUGCGACGACGACUCUCGCUCCCGCAAACCCAGGAGACCCAGGCACCGUCGUCAUCCAGACACCUCUUCCGGCUUCAUUCUUCACCACCACUGUAGGAUACACUGGCUUGGUUCCCACUACGACCACGCUGCUGCCGUCUGGAACCGAUACCGUUGGCGCUGUCAUCAUUCAGGUCCCUACAUCUACUCCCGCGCCGACCGCCGACCCUGCCAUCUCCUACAUUACGGUGUCCACCGGGUACUCGGGAGUGGCAACUCAAACCACCACAAUUCUGCCUACGGGAACCGAAACUGUUGGCCUGGUUCUUAUCCAGACUCCCACGGCUGCCGGCGGCGAUACCGCUACCGCACCUGGAGUUACUCCCACGGCCCCUGAUGUUACUGCUACCCCUGGAAUCAGCUUCAUCACGACGACUACGCUAUGGGAUUCAACGGGUACAUCCACGGAAACCACGUUCCCUACUGGCACGCAGGCUGUGGGCAGUGUCAUUGUCUUUGCUCCUCGAUUUGCCAGAUUCAUCACAACAACUAUUGGCUGGACUGCAAGUGGCCUGUCUACGACCACUAGCCCUACGACAAGUGCAAGCGAGGUCAUUGGCAUGGUCAUUAUUUACACUCCUGAACCCACUGCCGCCCCUACGUCCGCUCUCGAUCCUUCUGUUGGCGCAUCUGUCACUCCCGCCGCAUCUCCGAGCGUGGAAUUUGCUACUCUUACUAGCACCUACUCAGGAUCGGUGCCCACCACAUUCACGCUCGCUCCUAGCGGCACUGACACCGUGGGUACUCUCGUGGUCUUGGUGCCAAGCUCCACGGCAAGCCCUGAUGCAUCUGGAGGGGAUCCAGUCUUCGCGACUCUUACGAGCACGUACGCAGGCUCCAUUCUUUCAACGUCAACGAUUGUGCCCACGGGAACCAAUUCCCAGGGCACUCUUGUCGUCCUUGUUCCGAGCAGCGCUGCCUCUCCUGGUGCGACUGGCUCACCUGGAGCAUUGUUCGAGACUAUUACGUCUACCUAUGGAGGUUCCAUCACCUCUAUCGAGACUCAGUUGCCUUCCGGCUCUGAUCCCACCGGAACUGUCAUUGUCUACGUUCCAAGCGAUGUCUUGGCUUCGCCGACAACCACGCCUGGCCCUGCCUUGACCACGGUCACUUCCGCUUACCCCGGAUCUGUCAUAUCGACUGCCAUUGCUUCACCCGCCAACCCGGGCGACCCAGGCACUGUUAUUGUCUACAUCCCGACGAGCGUGGUUUCAGACACGGGUGCCUUUACAACGGUGCUUUCGACUUACACCGGCUUGGUACCUGCGACAACGACUGUUCUUCCCGCCAACAUCAACGACCCGGCUACGGUCAUUGUGCUGAUUCCGAGCGCGACCCCCACAGUCAGCGUCCCGGAGGCCACCAGCGGUGGUUCUGGUGGCGGUGCUGGACUUCCCGCACUCUCAACAAGCCUUUAUGAUGGAUCGGUGACUCUGACCACAACUGUUCCGGGGGUAUCAGGCCUACCAGACCAGACUCUGGUCCUUGUUCCCAGCAUUACUCCCACGGCGACCCUGCCGGGCGGUGGUGCUGGUGGUCUGCCAGGACUUAUCACUAGCCUCUACGAUGGUUCCAUCACCCUCACGACUACCAUUCCUGGGGUUUCAGGAGCUCCUGACGAGACCCUGGUUCUCAUUCCCAGCAUCACGCCUACGGCGACUUUGCCAGAUAAUGGUGCUAGUGUCUUGCCUAAUCUCAUCACCAGUCUUUACGACGGCUCCAUCACUCUUACAACUACGCUGCCUGGAGUCUCGGGUCUCCCAGACCAAACUGUGAUCCUUAUCCCAAGCAUCACGCCGACGGUGAGCCUUCCAGGUGGUGGAGCUGGCGGAGUUUCAGGCUUGGUGACCAGUUUCUACGAUGGCUCGGUCACUCUCACCACUAUCAUCCCUGGGGUGACGGGUCUUCCUGAUGAAACUCUUGUCCUCAUUCCGAGCGUCACGCCGACUGCCAGUCUCCCUGACGACGGAGCCAGCGAAUUGCCUGCUCUCAUUACUAGUUUCUAUGACGGUUCAGUCACACUGACUACCACGAUACCUGGAGUUUCCGGUCUUCCAGAGACAGUCGUCCUCAUUCCGAGUGUUACACCCACGGCAAGCAUCCCGGGAUUGUCUACCAGCUUUUACGACGGGUCGGUCACUCUCACGACCACAAUCCCUGGCGCGUCUGGUCUUCCUGACCAGACUCUUGUCUUGGUGCCAAGCAUCACGGUUGAUCCAGCUGCCACUGGCGGCGCUGGAGGCUUGCCUGCGCUGGCCACCAGUUUCUAUGGUGGUUCGGUCACCCUUACCACCACGAUUCCUGGCGUGUCGGGAUUACCUGAUCAGACCCUCGUUCUUGUCCCCGGCGUUACGCCCGAGCCAUCUCUACCGGGCACAACUCUGGCUCCUGGAGUAUACACAAGCACUUACGAUGGAUCUAUCACGUUCGCGUUGACGAUUCCUCCUUACACCAUUGGAUUGCCUGGCGCGACCAUCAUAUUCGUUCCUAGCCUUCCAGGUGUUCUCACAGCCACACCGACGGCUUUGGGCCAAGGGCUCGUGACCAGCUUGUACGAUGGUUCAGUUACUUUCACCUCGACUCUUCCUGGCGUUUCUGGCCUGCCCGACGAAACAAUCGUCUACAUCCCAAGCGUAACGGGACUCCCCACUGCGGCACCAACCGCCUCAGCUCCGGGAAUCAUUACAAGCUUGUACGAUGGAUCCGUCACUUUCACAUCAACCCUCCCUGGUGUGUCGGGUCUGCCCGAUGAAACCGUCGUGUUCAUUCCAAGUGCCCCAGGUCUGCCUACAUCGCUUCCGACAGCCUUGGGCCAGGGCUUGGUGACGAGCUUCUACGAUGGUUCUGUCACUUUGACAUCAACGAUUCCUGGUGUCUCUGGUCAGCCAGAUGAGACUAUUGUGUUCGUCCCUACCAUCACAGGCCUGCCAACAGCAGCCCCCACAGGUCCAAUCACCAGUUUUUAUGAUGGCUCCGUCACCUUUACGUCCACAAUCCCAGGCGCAUCCGGCCUGCCUGAUGAUACCAUUGUUUACAUCCCAAGCGCUGGAGCUCUUCCCAGCUCUAACUUGGGCGGUCUUCCCACAUCUGCGCCUACCGCUCUCGAGGCGGGCUUGUACACAAGCACAUACGGUGGCUCCAUUACUUUCACGUCGACUCUGCCCGAAGUAUCUGGACUGCCUGGAGCGACCAUUAUCUUUGUUCCUAGCAUUACGGCUCCAGCAGUGCCCUCAGCUACGCCUGGCGGCUUGGUGACAAGUCUUUAUGAUGGCUCGAUUACCUUCACAUCUACUGUCCCUGGCGUAUCUGGUUUGCCCGAUGACACGGUAGUCUUCCUGCCCAGUAUUACCGGCCCCGUGGAUCCCACGAGUAUUGGUACUGGUGCGGGAGGCUUGGCCACGAGCCUCUACGACGGCUCAAUCACCUUUACCUCAACCAUUCCUGGCGUCUCCGGCCUGCCAGACGAUACAAUCAUUUUCCUACCGUCUCUUACGGCUCCAGCCGUCCCUACCAGCGUUGCUGGAGGCUUGGUCACGAGUUUCUAUGACGGUUCAAUCACUUUGACUACCACCAUUCCGGGCGCUUCUGGAUUCCCAGAUGAGACUCUUGUGCUUGUGCCAUCGAUUACGGACCCUGCCCUCGGAGCAGUGCUUACCAGCUUGUACGAUGGGUCGAUUACGCUUACGACCACUCUCCCUGGCGUAUCUGGCUUGCCAGAUCAAACCGUCGUCUUGGUGCCUUCGAUCACAGCUCCGGCUGUCCCGACAAGUGCCAUCGGCGGGCUAGUCACUAGCCUGUACGAUGGGUCGAUUACCCUUACGACUACUAUCCCUGGAGUCUCUGGCCUACCAGGCCAGACUGUUGUCCUGGUGCCUUCAAUCACCGACCCUGCGCUCCCUACAAGUGCAGUUGGCGGAUUGGCGACGAGCCUAUACGACGGAUCGGUCACACUCACAACGACGAUCCCAGGGGUUUCUGGCUUACCAGACCAAACCCUUGUCCUCAUCCCCAGUGUCACCGGCGCGCCGGCUUUGCCCAAUCUUUUCACAAGCACCUAUGACGGCUCCAUCAUAUUCACAUCCACGGUUCCGGGUGUUUCGGGCCUGCCGGACGACACCAUUGUGUUCGUCCCUGGCAUUACCGCUGCUCCAUCAUUGCCCAAUCUCCUUACCAGUACUUAUGGCGGUUCUGUCACCGUCACAUCCGUCAUUCCAGGUGCCUCGGGCGCGCCAGAUGAGACUAUUGUGUUGGUUCCUGAUCUGACCGAUUCGCUGGCGUUGCCAAACAUUCUCACAAGCACUUAUGAUGGAUCUAUCACUGUCACAUCCGUUAUCCCUGGUAUCACUGGGUUGCCCGAUGAGACGAUCGUCCUCGUACCUAGUGCUGCGCCAAGUCUGCCAGCUGGUGGUCUUCUUACCAGCACUUACGAUGGCUCUAUCACGCUCACUUCUGUCAUCCCUGGAGUCACCGGGUUGCCUGACGAAACGAUUAUCCUGGUGCCGAGCGCGACCCCUACGCUGGGUGGUCUUAUCACCAGCACCUACGACGGCUCCGUCACCCUUACCUCUAUCAUUCCAGGUGUUUCAGGCCUGCCAGAUCAAACAGUCAUUCUCGUGCCCAGUGUCGAUCCAACUUUGCCAGCCAGCGGCUUGCUCACAAGUACUUACGGAGGCUCAGUCAUCUCGACAACUACACUCCCGGUUGGAACAGAUGGUCUGCCUGGUGCCACCGUUGUCCUGGUACCUAGCAUCACGGGUGCUCCGGCACUCCCGAAUGUUUUCACCAGUCUCUACGAUGGACAGAGUACUUUCACUUCCAUCCUUCCUGCCGGAACUGCUGGCGACCCUGGGGCGACAAUCAUCUUCAUCCCUCGCCCAACAACCGUUGUGUCAGCUGGCGGUCUCUUCACAAGCACCUAUGAUGGAUCAGUCAUUUCAACCACGACACUUCCGGUUGGAACGGACGGCCUUCCUGGUGCCACUAUUGUUCUUGUUCCCGGCAUUACGGCUACACCGGCGCUCCCUAAUAUCCUUACGAGCACUUACGAUGGCUCAGUUGAGAUCACCUCGACAAUUCUCAACAGCGCAGGUGAUCCAAUUGAGACCUUGGUUCUCGUCCCAAGCUCGACUGGAUUGCCCAUUGGUGUUUCUGCUUUGCCGACAAGCACUUACGACGGCUCUGUCACCGUAACCUCGACAAUCCUGGACUCUUCUGGCAGCCCUGUCCUUACUGCAAUCUUCGUCCCAGGCUCAACUGCCUUGCCCGCGUUGCCCACAAGCUUCUAUGAUGGAUCUGUAACCUUGACGUCGACGAUUCUGGAUCCUUCCGGAAAUCCCGUCGAGACCGCUGUGUUCGUCCCAAGCAUCACAGGUGUUCCUCAAUUGCCGACCAGCCUCUACGAUGGUUCGAUCACAUUGACAUCAACCAUCUUGGACGCCUCCGGAAACCCAGUUGAGACGGCCGUCUUCGUUCCCAGCAUCACUGGUCUGCCUCAAUUACCAACAAGUCUCUAUGAUGGGUCUGUCACUGUUACUUCGACAAUCCUUGAUGCUUCUGGCAACCCUGUUCAAACUGCAGUCUUCGUUCCCAGCAUUACCAGUCUUCCUGCCGCUUUGCCCACGAGCCUUUACGACGGGUCAAUUACGGUCACAUCAACUAUACUGGAUACCUCGGGUAACCCGGUCCAAACCGCGAUCUUCGUGCCGAGCGGUGUGCCGAGCGUUACCGGCCUUCCUGGUGCCCUACCAACCAGUCUUUAUGAUGGGUCGAUCACCGUCACGUCAACCAUCCUCGAUGCUUCGGGUAACCCAGUUGAAACGGCUGUGUUUGUACCAAGCUUUACUGGUCUCCCUAACGUCUUGCCAACAAGUCUAUAUGAUGGGUCCGUUACGCUUACAUCAACCAUUCUUGAUGCUUCCGGAAACCCUGUUCAAACGGCUGUGUUCGUGCCCAGCGUUACUGGCCUCCCUGAUGUCCUGCCUACGAGUCUUUACGGUGGAUCUAUCACACUUACAUCGACCAUUCUUGACGCAUCGGGUAAUCCGAUUCAAACAGCCGUCUUCGUUCCAAGUAUCACCGGAUUGCCUAGUGCACCUGGCGCAUUGCCGACUAGCCUUUACGAUGGAUCGGUGACGUUGACGUCUACUAUUUUGGACGCGUCCGGAAACCCAAUCCAGACUGCUGUGUUUGUUCCAAGCAACACUGGCCUUCCAGGCGCCCUACCAACCAGCUUCUACGAUGGCUCGGUGACUCUGACUUCCACAAUUCUUGACGCGUCUGGAAACCCAGUUGAAACUGCGGUCUUCGUGCCGUCUAUCACUGGCUUGCCUAACGUUCUUCCGACCAGCUUCUACGACGGAUCUGUGACCUUGACGUCGACCAUCUUGGAUCCUUCAGGCAACCCAAUCCAGACCGCCGUAUUUGUUCCGACGAUCACGGGUCUGCCCGACGUGCUCCCAACAAGUUUCUAUGAUGGAUCUGUUACCCUUACUUCUACCAUCUUGGACGCAUCUGGCAACCCGAUCCAGACCGCGGUUUUCAUCCCGACAGUCACUGGAUUGCCCAACGUGCUUCCCACUAGCACCUACGAUGGAUCUGUUACUUUGACCUCCACUAUCCUGGAUCCUUCUGGUAACCCUAUCUUGACGGCAAUCUUUGUUCCCGGAUCGACUGCACUGCCCAGCCUGAAUCUUCCUACUAGCACCUAUGAUGGCUCCGUCACAUUGACCUCAACCAUCCUGGAUGCGUCAGGAAACCCUGUUGAGACUGCAGUAUUUGUACCAGGCCUCACGAGCUUAGCGAACAACGGUCUUCCUACCAGCACGUACGAUGGCUCCGUGACAUUGACAUCGACGAUUUUGGACCCAUCUGGGAACCCUAUUCAAACGGCGAUCUUCGUGCCGGGGUCUUCCGCUCUUCCGGAUCCUGGAGUGUUGACAAGCGGUUACGAUGGUUCCGUGACGUUGACCUCAACCAUCUUGGAUGCCUCGGGCGAUCCUGUGCAGACCGUCGUUCUUGUGCCGACUGCCACUGGCCUCCCAGGUGGUGGACUUCUUACCAGCACUUACGACGGAUCGAUCAUCUCAACCACCACGCUUCCCGUCGGUACCGAUGGCUUGCCUGGCGCGACUGUUAUUCUUGUACCCAGCCCAACUGUUCCCGCACUGGAUGUCUUGACAAGCACAUACCCUGGCUCUGUGACCUUGACGACGACCGUUCCGUUUGGGCCACCUGGCUCUUCUGCAGUCGUCGUUUUGGUUCCAAGUGCUACUGCGGCCCUUGGAGAUAUCCUCACCACCACCUACGGUGGAUCAGUUACUCUCACCAGCACAUUCCCUGCCGGCCCGAAUGGCGAGGCUCCGUCUACUGUCGUCUAUGUUCCGGGCAUCACCGACGCCCUGCCAAACUUGCUCACAAGCACUUAUGAUGGCUCGAUUACUUUCACCUCCACGCUGCCAGCGGGUCCCUCUGGCGAGCCCGGUGCUACUGUCAUCUUCGUUCCCGGCAUUACUGGCGUUCCUUCUGCUCCCACCAGAAGCAUCUCGUUUGCGACCAUCACAAGCGCAUACACUGGUGCUCUUCCCUCCGCCACCACGAUUUUCCCGACUGGUGACAACGAUGAAGGUACCAUCAUCAUCCUCGAGCCCGCCUCAUCAGGAGCCGGUGGCGACCCGGCUCUGUUCGUCACGCUUACGAGUGGCUACUCCGGCCUUGUGCCAUCUGCGACUACCAUCCUGCCUACUGGCACCGAGACACUUGGCCAAGUCAUCAUUUUGGUGCCCACAGCCACGGACGGAAGCACUCCCACCUUCAACUUUGCCACCAUCACCAGUGGAUACACCGGUCUGGUGCCGUCUGCCACCACCAUCUUCCCUACCGGAACCGACACCGACGGGACGGUUAUCAUUCUUGAGCCGACGGCCACCCAACCGCUUGCGUUCACAACCAUCACUAGCCUCGGUGUUGGAUCCGUUACGUCGACUACAACAAUCUUGCCGACUGUCACGGGCGAUCCCGGAAUCGUCGUCGUCUUCGACCCGGAUCUCCUUGGCACAACUUCGGACCUUCCAUCGUACACCACGGUCAUCAGCACAUACGAUGGAUUGUCUCUCACAACUUCCACCUUGGCACCUGCGGGAACUGACACUAUUGGAACUGUUGUGGUUCUUGUACCUAGUGCAAGCGUUUCCAUCCCUGGAGUUUCGUCCUAUGUCACUCUCACCAGCACUUACAGUGGCUUGGAGCCUCUUGUUUCGACGUUGGCACCUUCUGGCACCGACACGGUUGGCACCAUCAUCUUCUACGAGCCCAUCGCUACCCCAACAGCUGAUUUCACGACGAUCAUCAGCACUUACGAUGGGUCUGCCGUGGCCACGUCAACGAUUGCUCCGGCCAAUCCUGGCGAUAUCGGCACUGUCAUCAUCCUUCAGCCUGCUUCUCUCGUCAGCACCCCUGUUCUGUCCGUCACAGCCAUCUUCACUACCAUCACCACCACAUACGAUGGCAGCAUCAUUCAGACCACGACGGCCUUGCCUACGGGAACUGGUCUCGGUGAAAUUGGCACUGUCAUUGUCCAAGUUCCCAGCGCGCUGGCCGAUCUCUUUACUACUGUCACCAGCGGCUACGACGGCUCGGUCACCUUGACCACGACUCUGCUGCCCGAUGCGACUGACCCUGCCGGUCUCGGCACGGUUGUUGUCCAGGUGCCCACUCAGCUUCCUUUGAGCACUGGCAGCUUGGGUGAACUGUUCACGACAGUAACAUCGACAUACGCCGGUUCGGUUACCCUUACGUCUACGGCCCUGCCCAAUCCUGCCGAUCCCACUCCGAUUAUCUCCAUCAUUGUUCAGAUUCCUGGAGAUCCUGCAGCAAGCACAGGUCUAUUGGGUGACCUGUUUACGACAGUCACUUCGACUUACGCUGGUUCCGUUACUCUUACAUCCACAGCACUCCCUGAUCCAGCAGACCCCACUGGCAUUAAAACAGUCAUCGUGCAGGUCCCUGGUCAAGCGGCAACAAGUACUGAUGCUUUGGGCAACAUCUUCACCACGAUUACAUCCACGUACGCUGGAUCCGUUACCCCUACAACAACUGCUCUUCCAGACAUUGCAGACCCGACCGGCAUUAGGACCGUCAUCGUGCAAGUUCCUGGCGAUCAAGCCACGUCGACAGACAUUUUGGGCGAUGUUUUCACCACCGUGACGUCGACGUACGCUGGCUCCGCCACUCUCACUUCUACGGCUCUGCCUGACGUUGCGGACCCAAGUGGCAUCCGAACAGUCAUUGUACAGGUUCCAGGCGACUUGGCGUCUUCCGCGACAGAUCCUCUUGCCGCGUCGUUCACAACCAUUUUCAGCACCUACCCUGGCUCAGUCACUUUGACAACUACUUUGCUGCCUGCUGCAACUGACCCGUCUGGUCUCGGCACUGUCAUUGUCCAGCUUCCGGAUAUCCUCGCCACGUCUACGGGGGAUGCCCUGUCAACAUCAACAGACGGUGUUUUGCCUGUGUCUUUCACCACGAUCUUCAGCACGUACGACGGCUCCAUUCCGCUCACCACGACCCUGGCACCGGACGUUACCGACCCAUCUGGCCUUGGAACUGUCAUCGUUCAAAUCCCUGCGAGCGCUACUUCCGAUCCUUUAGCUGCUUCGUAUACUACCGUCACCAGCGGCUACACUGGUUUGGUCCCUCAGACCACCACCUUGGCGCCCGCGAAUCCUGGAGAUCUCGGAACAGUCGUCGUACAAGUCCCCAGCGCUACUGUCGAUCCCGGAGUCUUCCUUACCACCGUCACAAGUGGCUACGAUGGCUCAAUUACUCAACUCACUACUUUGCCCGUUGCCACCGUUGAUGGUUCGAGGAUUCAAACUGUGAUCGCCCAGGUUCCUACCAUUGCGCCAACCGACUCGAUUGAUCUUGAUAAUCUUCUCGUCACCUUGACAAAUGGCUAUGACGGUUCGGUGACCUUGACAACAACAUUGCCCGCGGUUACCAUUGAUGGAUCGACCAUUCGGUCUGUCAUUGUUCAGGUACCGACUCAGACUGCUCUGCCUGGCGUUUUCCUCACCACUGUUACAAGUGGCUACGAUGGCUCAGUUACGCAGACAUCCACUUUGCCUGUUGCUACUGUUGGAGGCCUUCCCAUCCAGACCGUGGUUGUGCAGGUCCCUACGGCCACAGUCUCCGACGGAAUCCAGUUCACCACUAUCACCAGUGGUUACGACGGACUUCUCACCCAAACGACGAGCCUUCCCAUUGGUACAGUUGGCGGCGUUCCGGUCCAGACAGUCGUUGUCCAGGUUCCUACCUCUACGGAUCCUCUUGGCGCUCUGUACACGACUCUCACAAGCGCUUAUCCCGGCUCGGUCACCUUGACCACCACUCUCGCCCCGGCUGGUACAGGUAUUUCUGAGCUGGGUACGGUUGUUGUCCAGGUGCCGUCCGAUGUUCUCUCCGGUGCGACUCGGUACACCACUCUUACGAGUGGAUAUGACGGUUCUCUACUGCUUACGCAGACUGGCAUCACCACCGGCGCAGAUGGUCUUGCUACUGUUAUCGUUUUGCAGCCGACUGGAACACUUACAGUUCUCCCGUCGAACAGCGCAAGCGCUACCGAGUCUGGCGACCCUGCCUUGUUUAUUACGAUCACAACUGGAUACCCAGGCUCGGCUAUCGCUACCCAGACCGACUCGGUUACUGGUCCUGAUGGCCUCGUCACUGUCGUCGUCCAGACUCCCACGAUCACUGCUCUGCCUAGUCUUGACUACACCACUAUCACCAGCGGAUACGACGGCUCGGUCCUGCAGACCCUUAUCGGAUCAGCGACUGGAGCAGACGGCCUUGCUACCGUCAUUGUGCAGGUUCCUACUGGAUCUAUCACAGUCGCACCGGCAACUUCAGGAACUAGCGUGCCCGGCAUCUCGUACACCACUGUCACUGAGACUUACGAUGGCUCGUUCCUUCAGACGCUCAUCGGCUCAAUCCUUGGUCUUGACGGUCUCGCAACGGUUCUUGUGCAAGUUCCGAGAAUCAGCAUCGAUAUUUCAAUCUCUCUUGGCUUGCCUUCCCUCGGACCGGGUGCCACUCCCUCGAUUACCAUCGAUCCUUCGGCCACUACCAGUGUCCCUGGCUUGUCAUACACCACCGUCACAAGUGGCUACGACGGCUCAAUCAUCCAGACCCAGCUUGGGUCCGUCACCGGCAUCGAUGGACUCGCCACUGCUGUCGUUCUGGUACCCAGCACCGCGGCCACUCUGCCGACUUCUGUUACCGAGAACAUCAUCUCGUACAUCACGGUUACAACUGGCUAUGAUGGUUCUAUCACUUUGUUCCAGACUAUUGCACCCGCAGCUUCUGGCCUGCCUGGCACCGUCCUCGCCCAGAUCCCGACUGCGGCAGGGCCCAUCACGGCGCCGACAAUCACCACACCUUCACUUACCGGCCCAGGCGGAACAGUCACAGUCACAUCGUUCGACCCGAGCAUGACUGGUUCUGCUUUCAUCACAACGACGUUGUCGCCCUCUCGUCUCAGUGACCCGGUCACGGUGCUCAUCGCGGUUCCUCGGCGACUCUUGUUGGUCACAACCUCGAUCCCAGGCCUGUCAUCUGUGCGGACGUCAACAAUGCCCAUCGGUCUCGACGGCAUUCAGACCGUCAUGGUACAGGUCCCAGCUCUCUCGACCCCCACAGCACUGUCAACGCCUACGAUUGGCGCGAUCACCACCGUCACAACUCCUUAUGCAGGCUCCGUCACUUUGAUCCAGACCCAGACUCCGAGCAACAUUGGCGACCCAACUACCGUGCUUGUUCAAGUUCCAGAGGCGCUGUUCGAGAUCACCUCAACGCGCUUCGGAGCAACUUCUGCAGGAACGACCACGGUAUCACCAAUCGGCACUGGUGCUCCCACAGUCAUCGUCGAUGUUCCGGGAGCCUUCUCUACCAUCACAAGUGGAUACUCCGGUCUCAUUCCGUCUACCACCACGAUCCUGCCUACUGGUCUUGAUGACAUUGGUCUUGUUAUCAUUCAGACGCCGACUGCUGAUGUCAGCUCAAUCGGAGGCACCAUCUUCACCACCGCUCCUGGUACUGGCCUUAUUCCGACUACUACCACGGUCACCGGUACUGAUGGUAUCGUGUCUGUGAUUGUCGAGACCCCUACAUCGGUCGUAUCGCCUGGAGCUACCAUCUUUACUACCAUCCCGGGAACUGGCCUUCUUCCCACAGCUACAACAGUCACGGGUACCGAUGGAAUCGUUUCGGUCAUCUUUGAGACCCCCACUUCAGUGGUUUCUCCUGGAGGCACGAUCUUCACAACUGUUCCGGGCACUGGGCUUCUCCCGACCGCAACAACAGUCACCGGAGCCGACGGCAUUGUUUCUGUUAUCUUGGAGACUCCCACCAUUGGCGUGCCUUCUGGAGGCACCGUCUUCACCACCGUUCCGGGAACUGGCCUUCUUCCGACGGCCACCACCGUGACUGGUGCAGACGGAACCGUGUCUGUCAUUUUUGAGACUCCCACUGUCUCGGCGACCGCCAUUCCCACUACCGUCUUCACCACGGUACCCGGGACUGGGUUGCUUCCUACAGCAACUACGGUCACUGGUGCCGAUGGCGUUGUCUCUAUCAUCUUCCAGACUCCCACGACCUCGGGCGAGCUCCCCACGGUCUUUACCACGAUACCUGGAACUGGUGCUCUCCCAGCAACACUCACAGUCACCGGAACCGAUGGAGUGGUCUCAGUCAUUUUCGAGGCACCCACAGUCACUUCGGGAGGUCUUCCCACGACCAUCUUUACCACCGUUCCUGGUACCGGUCUACUUCCCGAGGCCACGACCGUCACGGGUGCAGAUGGCAUCGUUUCGGUCAUCUUCCAGACACCGACAACAGCUGCACCAGGCGCCCCGACUACCGUCUUUACCACGGCACCUGGCACUGGUCUCUUGCCCGCGACCACAACGGUCACCGGUGCCGAUGGUAUUGUGUCUGUCAUCUUCCUCGACCCUGUCACCUCUGGCGGGCCUACAAUCACGCCGACCGCAGCCACCACCGUCUUCACCACCAUCCCAGGCACUGGAGUCCUACCCGCCACCAACAUCGUCACCGGUCCCGAUGGAGUGGUUUCGGUUAUCGUCUCCGAGGCCACGGCCACAAGCAUCCCUGGAGUUUCAUACACCACGCUUACCACGGGAGGCCCAGCUUUGGCUACAAGAACCAUCCUGCCAUCCGUUCUUGGUGAUCUGGCAACUGUUAUCGUCGAGACUCCCACUUUGGGUGCCAGUCCUGGUGCUUUUAUCACGGUCACCUCAGCUGGCCCCGUGCCGACCACUUUCACCCUUCCCCCGGCUUCUCUGGGCGAGACCGGUACUGUUGUGAUCGUCCCGGCCACAUCCUCAGACCUGGCUGUCGACCCGGCUCUGUCAUUCACCACAGUCUUCUCGGCUGGCCCAGUCCCUACGACUCUAACGAUUUUGCCAGCUAUUUCGGGAGACCUCGGUACUAUCAUCGUGGUCCCGACGGUAUCUUCGGACCUUUCCAUUGAUCCGGCACUUUCACUGACUACUGUAUUCUCUGCUGGUCCUAUCCCGACAACCUUCACUCUACCACCUGCAGUCAGCGGACUGCCAGGCACGGUUGUGAUCGUUCCUUUAGCAACCUCUUCGGACUUGCUUGUCGACCCCGCUCUCGAAUACACCACUGUGUUCUCUGCUGGCCCCAUCCCGACGACCUUCACUCUUGCUCCAGCAUCCAGUGGGUUGCCAGGCACAGUCGUGGUCGUCCCCUCGACGACUUCUUCGGACCUGCUCGUCGACCCGGCUCUCGAGUACACCACCGUAUUCUCCGCUGGUCCCGUUCCCACCACCUACACCCUUCCUGCGGCGGUCAGCGGUCUUCCUGGCACGGUGGUUGUUGUUCCAUCAGCAACCUCGUCAGACUUGCUCGUUGACCCCGCCCUGCAAUUCACCACUGUCUUCUCUGCGGGUCCUGUUCCGACUACGUUCACAAUCACUCCGGCUGUCAGCGGCUCUCUUGGUACAGUUGUCAUUGUGCCGUCAGCAACUUCCUCGGACUUGCUCAUCGACCCCGCGGUACAAUAUACGACCGUCAUCUCUGCGGGUCCUAUUCCUACAACUUACACAAUCCCUCCCGCAUCAAGUGGUCUCCCUGGUACAGUUGUCGUUGUUCCUAUAGCUUCAUCCGAUCUGUCGAUCGACCCUGCCUUAUCACUUACAACGGUCUUCUCUGCCGGUCCAAUCCCGACGACUUACACGCUUCCUCCAGCAGCAAGUGGUCUUCCAGGAACUGUCGUUGUGGUCCCUACCGCUUCAUCCGAUCUGCCCAUCGAUCCGGCGUUGUCGUACACAACCGUCUUCUCUGCCGGUCCCAUUCCCACGACAUUCACUCUGCCGCCCCUCCAAAGUGGUCUUCCUGGUACUGUGGUGGUGGUCCCGUCCGCCACCUCGGGCUUGCCAAUCGAUCCCGCGCUGUCAUACACGACUAUCUUCUCCGCUGGUCCUAUCCCAACCACCCUUACGAUCCCGCCUGCGGCGAGUGGCCUUCCAGGUACCGUCAUCAUCCAGUCUCCUGGCGUCUUCUUCGACACUAUCACAUCGACGUACGAUGGCACCGCUCCCGCCUUGUCGACUGUCUUCCCUACUGCGGCUGGUGAAACCGGCACUGUUAUCGUCCUUGUGCCUUCCGGCCUUGUACCUUCUGCCACGGUGCCGCUGACGACACCGACUCUGACCCGCAGCCAGGUCACGAUCACUUCUCUUUACACUGGCAGGAUUCGCUUCAGCACCACCAUUGGUGUCAGCAUCCAAGGAGAUCCAACUCUUCCAGACACGGUCGUUGUGUACGUUCCCUUCACCGAGGGCGUAUCUGCGACGCCGACGGCAACCCCUGGUGCAGUUACGACGAUUUUCACCGGAAUCCCCGGAACUUUCGUGGGCCCUGUCACCACAACAUUGCCUGUUGGUCCCGACGGCAUCGAAACAGUACUCAUUCAGACUGCUCUUCCUGGUGUCACUCCUACCGCCACUGGUCUCACUACGAUUUUCACUGGUAUUCCGGGAACUUUCGUGGGUCCUAUUACCACGACACUGCCUGCUGGACCUGAUGGUAUCGAAACGGUACUUAUUCAGACUGCCCUUUCGGGCGUCGUCCCAACUGCCACUGGGCUUACCACGAUCUUCACCGGCAUUCCGGGAACCUUCGUGGGAAGCUUGACAACGACGCUCCCGGCCGGCCUUGAUGGCAUUGAAACAGUGUUGAUCCAAACUGCUUUGCCUGGCAUUACGCCGACCGCUACCGCCAUCACGACCGUUUUCACUGGUAUUCCUGGAACAUUCUUGGGUUCCCUGACGACGACGCUUCCCGCCGGCCCUGAUGGUAUCGAAACCGUUCUCAUCCAGACUGCGUUAUCAGGAAUCAUCCCGAGCGCGACCGCUGCCACGACAAUCUUCACGGGUGUUCCUGGCACCUUCUUGGGUUCUGUGACAACUACUCUGCCUGCUGGACUUGAUGGUAUCGAGACCGUUCUCAUCCAAACAGCUCUUCCAACGGGAGGCCCUACAGGCACUCCGACCGCCAGUCCGACCGCAGUCACUACGGUAUUUACUGGUAUCCCAGGAACCUUCAUAGGAUCCCUGACAACCACUCUACCCGCCGGCCCAGAUGGUAUCGAAACUGUUCUGAUACAGACUGCAUUGACUGCUAUCCCAAGCGCAACUGGCCUGACGACGAUCUUCACUGGCAUCCCUGGCACUUUCGUCGGUUCUGUGACAACAACCUUGCCCGCUGGCCCUGAUGGAAUCGAGACAGUUCUCAUUCAGACUGCUCUUAGCGCUAUCCCGACAGCCACUGGUUUGACGACGAUCUUUACGGGUAUUCCUGGCACGUUCUUGGGUCCUCUCACGACCACGCUCCCGGUUGGUCUUGACGGCAUUGAGACUGUUCUCAUCCAAACUGCUUUGAGUGCUAUUCCGACCGCUACUGGCCUUACCACCGUGUUUACUGGAAUCCCAGGCACUUUUGUUGGACCCGUCACAACAACUCUUCCGGUCGGUCCAAAUGGUAUCGAGACGGUACUUAUCCAGACUGCUCUGCCCACGGCAAUCCCGACCGCAGUUACUACCAUCUUUACUGGUAUUCCGGGAACAUUCUUGGGCUCCUUGACAACAACUCUGCCCGCCGGUCUUGACGGCAUUGAGACGGUACUCAUCCAGACCGCCCUGCCUACGGCUGCCGCUGGCGCGAUUACCACGAUCUUUACUGCCGUUCCUGGAACCUUCUCUGGGAUCCGCACUACAACGCUGCCAGUCGGCCUCGAUGGUAUCGAGACUGUCCUUGUGGAGAGUGCCUUGCCAACCGCUGCCCCGAGUGUCACUGUCACGUACACGACCAUCUUCUCGGGCAUCAUUGGCACGUUUAUUGGACCUCAAACAUCCACACUCCCCGCCGGACCUGAUGGUGUCGCAACUGUCAUCAUUGCUUCUGCAAUCCCGUCUGAGAGCAUUCGCUUCACUACGAUUCUCACAGGACUCCCGGGAACAUUUACCGGCACUCAGGUCACCACCUUGCCGGUCGGCACCGACGGCAUCGCCACCGUCUUGUUGCAAACCGCUCUGCCUACUGCUUCGCCAGUCUCGUACACGACACUGCUUACAGGUAUUCCGGGCACCUUCGUCGGCACUCAAGCAACUACUCUGCCCGCCGGCACUGACGGCAUUGCUACUGUGUUGCUUCAGACUGCCUUGCCCACUAUCGCACCUGUUUCCUACACGACUCUGUUCUCGGGUGUGCCCGGUACCUUCGCGGGCACCGUGGCCACAACGCUCCCUGCCGGCACGGACGGCAUCGCAACUGUCAUCUUCCAGACUGCCAUCCCCACGCCCACAGUCUCGUCGCCAGGAGUUUCUUACACUACGAUCUUCUCGGGCUUGCCAGGUACAUUUAUCGGCACAUUGGCAACCACCCUGCCCGUGGGAAGCGACGGCAUCGCCACAGUUAUCUUCCAAACUGCUCUCCCUACGGCUACAAGUGCCCCUGGUGCUUCCUACACGACUAUUCUGACUGGUGUACCGGGAACUUUCAUUGGCACUCUGGCAACCACCUUGCCUGCAGGCCCUGAUGGUCUUGGUACUGUUCUCUUGCAAACUGCUUUGCCGAUUGCAACGUCAACUCCUCCUGGACUGCAGUAUACCACGAUUCUUACUGGUGUGCCGGGAACGUUUACCGGAACUCAAACCAACACUUUGCCCUUGAUUUCUGGAGCCACGAUUGGAACAGUUCUUUUGGAGACCGCCAUUCCCACCGCUAGCCCGGUCGAGUACACGACGCUGCUCACUGGCGUCCCCGGCACUUUCAUCGGAACCCAGACGACCACGCUCCCGAUCAUCAGCGGCACUGUUGGCACGGUCCUGAUCCAGACUGCUCUGCCUACCGCUCAAAGCAUCGACAUUACGUACGUCACCGUCAUUACUGGCGUCCUGGGCACAUUUCCUGGAACCCGCGCUUCGACGGCCCAGCCUACUGGAACCCAGCGAACCGGUACCGUCUUCUUGGAGACGGCGAUUCCUGCAAUCACAUCGAAUGCGGUGUCGUACGUCACAAUCGUCACUGGAAUCCCGGCGACCUUUACUGGUACCCAGACCCGAACCUUGUCUGGUAUCGGAGCAGAUGGCCUCGGCACUGUUCUCUUGGAGACUGCGCUGCCCAUCACAAGCCCGAUCUCCUACACGACUAUCUUCUCUGGCAUUCCUGGAACGUUUAUCGGCACACAGGCUCUCACUCUGGCCCCUGGUACUGAUGGAUUGGGUACUGUUGUCUUACAGACUGCCAUUCCCUCUGUCCCUGUUCAAUCGUUCACAACCAUUUUCUCCGGUAUCCCGGGUACGUUCCUUGGAACUCAAACUCGUACUCUGUCUGGUACUGGCGCAGAUGGCCUCGGAACGGUUGUGUUGGAGACGGCAUUGCCAACGGCACUCGCUCAGUCCUACACGACCAUCUUUUCUGGCGUUCCGGGCACCUUUGUCGGCACUUCAACGCUUACCCUUCCGGGCACUGGCACAAACGGUCUCGGCACUGUCGUACUUCAGACAGCCCUGCCUACCGCGCUCGCGGCUUCGUACACGACGGUCUUCUCAGGCAUCCCAGGAACUUUCCUCGGAACCCAGACUCGCACCCUCUCUGGAACCGGUGCAGACGGUCUUGGUACAGUCGUUUUGGAGACUGUCUUGCCUACGGUAUUGGCUCAGUCUUACACCACGAUUUUCUCUGGUGUCCCUGGCACGUUCGUGGGAACUUCGACGCUCACUCUUCCUGGCACUGGUAUCGACGGACUUGGCACGGUCGUCCUUCAAACGGCUAUCCCUACCGCAAGCCCAACUGCGAGCCUCCAGUAUACCACGCUGGUAACAGGUAUUCCUGGAUCCUUCAUCGGAACUCAGACGACUACUCUACCUGUGGUUGGCACUGGCAACUUGGCUACGGUUCUGCUCCAGACUGCCGUUCCUGUGGUAUCUUACGUGACCCAGAUCACGGGCAUUCCGGGCACUUUCGCUGGAACAAGCACUCGAACCCUACCUAUCGCUGGCACUGGCAACGUGGGCACAAUCAUCCUGGAGACAGCCGUUCCUUUGGCUUCAUUCACGACCAUCUUCAGCGGCGUCCCUGGCACAUUCGCUGGAACGCAAACUCGCACUUUACCAGCUCUUGGCACUGAUGGUCUGAUUACGGUUGUUCUUGAGACUGCUGUACCCGAAGCUACUUCAUCGGCUCUGCCAUCUGUCACGGUCAUCAACACGUCCUAUGUCACGAUCAUCACGGGUGUCUUUGGUACUUUCGAUGGAACUCAAACAACGACCCUUCCUGCCGCGGUCACCAAUCCUGGCUUGGUCACUGUCGUACUUCAGACUGCCAUCCCCAGCGCUGGCACAACUGCGUUCACCACGAUCCUCACAGGCAUCCCUGGCGCCACUUUCCCCGGCACCAGGACGAGCACCUUGCCCGUCAUUGGAACGCUCGGAACUGUACUCCUCGAGACAGCCAUUCCCAACGCGCCCGCAACGUCGUUCACGACGAUCUUCACUGGAAUCCCAGGAGCCACGUUCGUCGGCACUCAGUUGAGCACCCUGCCUGUCACCGGUUCCAUUGGCACCGUUCUCGCAGAGACCGCUCUCCCUGCCAUCCCGACAACGUCGCUCACCACCAUUUUCACUGGUAUUCCCGGGGCUACUUUCAUCGGCACGCAGUUCUCGACUUUGCCCGCGACUGGAACGAUCGGCACAGUGUUGGCUCAAACUGCUCUCCCUGCCCUUCCAACGACCUCAUUCACCACGAUCUUCAGCGGAAUUCCAGGGGCUACCUUCGUUGGUCCUCUCACUACUACGCUUCCAGUUACUGGCACAAUUGGCACGGUUAUCAUUGAGAGUGCACUGCCCGCGGUGAUUUCAUACAUCACGGUCCCAACAGGCGUGCCCGGCGCAAGCUUCGUCGGCACUCAGUUCUCUACCCUACCCGUCACUGGUGCCAUUGGUACUGUCUUGGCUCAAACCGCGCUCUCGGCUGACAUUUCGUAUGUCACAAUUCCCACCGGAGUGCCUGGUGCUACCUUUAUUGGAACCCAGUUCACCACCCUCCCGGUGACUGGCACCGUUGGUACGGUUUUGGCCGAGACUGCUAUCCCUAACGCAGUCACAUCUUAUACCACGGUUCUCACCGGCGUCAUCGGCACCUUUGCCGGCACACGAGCAACGACUCUUCCAGUUACUGGAACGCUUGGAACUGUGCUCUUGGAGACAGCUCUUCCAGUGCCGACGUCGUACACAACGCUCAUUACCGGAAUCCCGGGCACAUUCAUCGGCGCCCAGACAACUACCUUGGCAGGCUCAGGAACGGUUGGCACCGUACUCAUCCAGACCGCGCUGCCUCUGCCGCCAGUCACUUCGUACACCACGAUCCCGACUGGCACCAUCGGCACGUUCGCUGGUACUCAGACCAUCACCCUGCCGCUUACUGGCACUUUGGGCACCGUUUUGCUCCAGACCGCCAUCCCGCCUAUUGUUACUGGCUACACCACGAUUACUCGCGGUGUCACUGACACGUUUGUGGGCACUCGUACUUCAACGGGCCCGGUCAGCGGAACGCUGGGUACGGUAUUUGAGGAAACGGCUAUUCCGCCUUUGUCUACAUCAUACGUCACUCUCGUCACUGGUGUAAUCGGGACAUUCGCGGGUACGCAGACGACGACUUUGCCUGUUACUGGAAACAUCGGCACCGUCUUGCUCGAGACAGCUUUGCCUGUUCCAACUUCCUACACGACAAUCUUGACUGGCGCUCCUGGCACUUUCAUCGGUACCAGGGCAACGACUUUGCCAGUCUCAGGCACGCUGGGUACAGUUCUUCUAGAGACCGCACUUCCGAUUCCCACUUCGUACACGACGAUUCUCACCGGAACUCCUGGCACUUUCGUUGGCACCCGCGUGACUACGCUACCCGUCAGCGGCACCCUGGGCACCGUUCUUCUGGAGACUGCCUUGCCAAUCCCCACAUCGUACACCACGAUUCUCACGGGCGUCUUCGGCACUUUUACUGGCACUCAAAUCUCCACGAUUGCCGGUACCGAUACCAUCGCAACUGUGGUUCAGCAGACUGCUAUUCCGUUCCCGACCACAUACACCACCAUCGUCACCGGUGUCCUGGGCACCUUCGUUGGCACUCGCACUACUUCGCUCCCUGUCAGCGGUACUCUUGGUACGGUUCUGUUGCAAACGGCGUUGCCUAUCCCAACGUCAUAUGUCACCGUUACCACCGGCAUUCCUGGCACCUUCACCGGCACUCAGGUAUCAACGAUCCCAGGAUCUGACACUGUUGCCACCGUGGUGCUUCAAACGGCCCUCCCCUUCCCUACCUCGUACACCACGCUUCUCACUGGUGCCCCUGGCACAUUUGUUGGAACCAUAACUACAACUUUGCCGGUUUCUGGCACCCUCGGAACUGUCUUGCUUCAAACUGCUCUCCCCCUGCCGACAUCAUAUGCCACGCAGACUACGGGUAUUCUUGGUGCUACCUUCCUCGGCACCCAGACAACGACAAUUGGAUCCGGAACCCUGGCCACGGUACUCCUCCAGACGGCCCUUCCCUUCCCUACAUCGUACACUACGAUCUUCACGGGUGUCCCUGGAGCCACUUUCCCAGGAACGCAGACGGUUACUCUCUCUGCUACCGGCACCCUGGCAACAGUCUUGGUUCAGUCCUCGGUUCCUAUUCCGACGUCGUACACAACCGUCUUCACAGGCAUUCCGGGCGCCACCUUUGCGGGACCUCAGACUUCUACACUCGUAGGAUCUGGAUCCAUCGCAACUGUGCUCAUCCAGACCGCUCUGCCAAUCCCGUCGUCGUACACCACGAUCGUCACUGGCCUUGCCGGAACUGUGUUCCCCGGAACCCAGACGGUUACGCUUUCGGCCACGGGAACCCUCGGAACUGUUCUGCUUCAGACCGCCAUUCCGUACACGACUGUUCUCACAGGAAUUCCUGGAACCUUCAUCGGAACCCAGGCAAUCACCAUUCCUCCGGUCGGAAGUCUGCUUGGUACAGUCCUUCUUCAAACCGCCUUGCCGCUCUCAUACACCACAGUUACUAGUGGAAUCACGAGCGACUUCACCGGCACAAGGACUCUUACUCUUGAUGGCACGGGCACCAACGUCCGAACUGUCGUUUUGGAGACCGCCAUCCCUGCCCAGGUCAUUGUCUCUUACACGACAAUCAUCACAGGUAUUCUCGGCACUUUCGCCGGCACUCAGACGUCCACGGUUCCCACAACUGGACCUGGCCAGAGCCUCGUCACCGUUUUCUUAGAGACCGCUAUUCGCCCGAUUUCGUUCACGACAGUCUUUAGCGGAGUCAUCGGCAACUUUGCAGGCACUUCAACCGUUACUCUCCCCACGACCGCCGGGCAGGCCCUUGGUACCGUGGUUCUGCAAACCGCGCUGCAAACCACAUCCUACGUCACGAUCCCUUCGGGCGUACCUGGCAACUUCCAAGGCACCUCACUCAUCACCUUGGACGGCACUGGUCUCAUCAGAACCGUCAUCGCGGAGACGGCCUUGCCAACGACCUCGUACACAACUGUUAUUUCAGGAGUUGCUGGUAACUUCCAGGGCACUUCUCUGAUCACUCUGUCAGGCACUGGUCUCAUCCGAACUGUUAUUGCCGAAACCGCGAUCCCAACGACUGGUUACGUGACAAUUCCUACCGGCGUGCCCGGUAACUUUGCUGGAACUUCGCUCAUCACUCAGUCUGCCGCGCCUGGCGCCACGCUCAUCACCGUCUUGGCCCAAACAGCCAUUCCGACCACCGGCUAUGUGACCAUUCCUACCGGCGUUCCUGGUAACUUCCAGGGUACGUCUUUGAUCACGCAGUCGGCUGCCGCGGGUGCCACCUUGAUUACUGUCUUGGCUCAAACCGCCAUUCCCACGACGGGAUACGUGACAAUUCCCACGGGUGUACCUGGAAACUUCCAGGGCACAUCUUUGAUCACGCAGUCCGCCGCCGCAGGAGCAACGCUCAUCACCGUGUUGGCCCAAACAGCUAUUCCUACUACGGGUUACAUAACAAUCCCGACUGGCGUCACUGGCAACUUCGCGGGCACCUCCUUGGUCACUCAGUCCGCUCCCGCAGGUGCCACGUUAAUUACGGUACUCGCUCAGACUGCUAUUCCUACAACAGGAUAUAUCACCGUUCCCACUGGUGUUACUGGCACCUUUGCCGGCACAUCUUUGGUUACUCAAUCUGCUGCCGCGGGAGCCACUAUAAUCACGGUUCUAGCGCAGACGGCGAUUCGGACGACGGGAUACAUCACCAUCCCUACUGGUGUGACAGGCACGUUCCAAGGCACGUCUCUGGUCACGCAAUCCGCAGCUGCCGGCGCUACGGUUAUCACCGUUCUCGCGCAGACAGCUCUGCCAACAACCCGCUUCACUACCAUCCCAACUGGUGUUGCGGGCAACUUUGCCGGCACGUCGUACAUUACUCAAUCUGCUGCCGCGGGAGCUACCGUUAUCACGGUUCUCGCGGAGACGGCUAUCCCGACCACGAGCUACGUGACCGUCCCAACUGGAGUUCCCGGAACCUUCCAAGGCACCUCGCUGGUGACUCAGUCAGCCGCCGUGGGCGCCACUCUGAUCACGGUUCAGGCACAGACAGCCCUGCCUAUCACGACGACGACGACCGUCCUCACCGGCGUUCAAGGUGUCUUCGCUGGAACUUCAUACCUCACCCUUACUGGCAGCGGAACUAUCGUCACUGUUCUCGCCCAGACUGCCCUGGCUCAGACGUCCUACGUGACCAUACCCUCUGGAGUGCCUGGCGCUACUUUCACCGGUACCUCAUUGGUCACUCAGUCUGGAACAGGCCUUGUCAGGACGGUCAUCGCAGAAACUGCCCUGCCCACGACAACAUAUGUCACAAUUCCUACGGGUGUUGUUGGAGCUACCUUCACCGGCACCUCCUACGUUACUCAGGAUGGCACCGGUCUCAUCAGGACCGUUCUCGCCGAGACAGCAAUCGCACCAACGACGACAUACGUCACUGUUCCUUCUGGAGUUACUGGAGCCGCUUUCACUGGCACUUCCCUCAUUACCCAAUCGGGCACUGGACUGACUAGAACCGUCAUUGCGGCCACGGCCGUUCCCAUCUCGACCGUUUACACGACCAUCCCGACUGGAGUUGGCGGUUCUUUCUCGGGAACUCGUUACUCCACCGUCAGCGGCACCGGCAGUAUCAUCACCGUGUUCGCGCAGACUCGCAUUCCCACGGCCACACGAGUCGUUACGCAGACGUCCUCGCCAUCGGGAUGUAUCCCCACGCCCGUCGCAAGCCCUACUGGACGCUGUAUCAGCCAAGCACAAGUCAACGCCGUUCCGAUCCCGACUCAAUGUUCCAACUUGGAUAACACCCUCCUCGGCGGGGUCCUCACCACUCCUAGUACGUCGCAGCUCAACGCUUGUCAAGCCGCGUUGGGCAACUAUGCCACCAUCCCUCAGGUUGCGGCUUGUACCGUAUCCGGCCUCAGGCUCCUCGGCACAUACGCUGAGUGUAUUAGGACCGGUCUUGCGAAUGCUAUUGGCUGCGUCAGAAGUCUGCCGCUCUCGUGUACUCAGAUCGAGGCUGCCACUGGUGUCGCUGCCAUCACGGCGCAAGCCAACGUAUGUAUCGCAAACUUGGGAAUUUUUGGGUACUCUGGACUUUUCGGCAGUACCGUCAACUUGGCAACCUGCAUCACGAACAACGCGGCCACUUCUGGUCUGGCGGUCCUCAACUGUAUCGAACAAGGCACCGGCCUGCCCAUCAACAGCUCCAGAGCAAACACGGCGGUACUAUGCCCGUCCGGAACAGCUUGCGCACAAGUCCCCACGGCUUGCGGAGCCCUUCUGGAUGCGUCGUUCAAUUUGACGAACGGUCUCGAAGCACAGGUCAACCUCUGCCAGGCGGCUCUGGUGGUCAACUCUAUUCCAGGCGUUCUCAGCACGACUCUUGCGAACCCCUUGGGCACAGUCGACUGUCUGGUCGGCAACCUGCUCACGACCGUCAACAACCUACUCAGUCCACAGCAGCAAUACGGCCAGUGUUUCCUGCAAAAGAUCCAAGGCAGCUGUAUCACCAGCUUGCCCCAGACCUGUCUCAACAUCGGCGUGGGCGCCCAAGCGAGUGGGCUUGCCAGCAACGUGAACGCGGCGGUAUCAGUCACGGAUCUCCUCAGCUGUGUCACGAGUCUCGGCUUGCUGGCAAACAGAGUCGACCCCAACUGCUUCAACGUCAGCUUGGGCUCACAGGGCAUCGUUUCUUGCCUGAACCUCAGCUUGUUCGGCGUCGCCACCGUCAAUGUCGUCACCAAAUAA
Molecule: messenger RNA, 30333 nt
Organism: Colletotrichum gloeosporioides
Lineage: Eukaryota; Fungi; Ascomycota; Sordariomycetes; Glomerellales; Glomerellaceae
Exons: 2
Coding region: 1-30333 (10110 amino acids)
Biological process (GO): cell adhesion
Source: RefSeq, a predicted model, not a curated record